Messenger RNA from Mus caroli (Ryukyu mouse), 1647 nucleotides. RefSeq names its product RNA-binding protein 6-like. Gene Ontology annotation, cellular component: nucleus. NCBI's taxonomy places the organism in Eukaryota, Metazoa, Chordata, Mammalia, Rodentia, Muridae. Gene Ontology annotation, biological process: mRNA splicing, via spliceosome. Gene Ontology annotation, molecular function: RNA binding. The record is from RefSeq and is a predicted model, not a curated record.
AUGGGGGUGGGGGGGGAUUCUCGAUCUGCUAACAGAACAGGAUCUUUUCAAUCUAGGAACCUUGGGAGCCAAGAAGAAAGGUUUGCUCCUGGGUGGAACAGGGAUUAUCCUCCUCCUCCCCUUAAGAGUCAUGCUCAAGAGAGACACUCUGGCAACUUUCCUGGCAGAGAUUCACUUCCCUUUGAUUUCCAGGGGCAUUCAGGACCUCCCUUUGCAAAUGCAGAGGAGCAUUCUUUCAGCUAUGGAGCUAGAGAUGGACCACAUCGUGACUAUCAAGGAGGGGAGGGACCUGGACACAAUUUCAGAGGGGGAGAUUUUUCAUCUUCAGAUUUCCAGAGUAGAGAUUCAGCACAGUUGGACUUCAGGAACAGGGACAUACAUUCUGGGGAUUUUCAGGAUAGAGGAGGACCACCUAUGGACUACAGGGGUGGAGAUGGUACUCCUAUGGAUUAUAGAGGUAGGGAGCCACCGCAUAUAAAUUAAGACAGGGAUUCUCAUACUGUUGACUUCAGAAGUAGAGAUGUUCCUCCAACUGACUUUAGGGGAUGGGGCACUUAUGAUUUAGAUUUUAGAGGCCAAGAGGGAUCCCAUUCCGAUUUUAGGGGAAGAGAUUUAUCAGAUUUGGAUUUUAGAUCCAGAGAUCAGUCUCAUUCUGAUUUUAGGAACAGAGAUGUAUCUGAUUUGGACUUCAGGGAUAAAGAUGGAACACAGGUGGACUAUAGAAGCCGAGAUUCAUCUACUACUGAUCUAGACUUUAGGAACAGGGAUACACCACAUUCGGAUUUCAGAGGUAGACAUCGUACUAGGACUUACCAAGAUUUUCAGGGCAGAGAGGUAGGACCUUGUAUGGAAUUUAGAAAAAGGGAGAUGCCUCCUAUGGAUCCAAAAGUUUUGUAUUACAUUCAGCCUUCUUCACAAGAGAGAGAACAUUCUGGUAUGAAUAUAAACAAGAGAGAAGAAUCCAUACAUGGCCAUGCAGUGGAAAGACCUGCUUUUGGUGUUCAGAAGGGAGAAUUUGACCAUUCAGAAACAAGAGAAGGAGAAACACAAAGUGGAACUUUUGAACAUGAAUCUCAAUCAGACUUUCAAAACAGCCAAAGUCCAGUUCAAGAACAAGAUAAGCCAAAGCUUUAUGGAGGCAAACAACAGAGUUCAGAUGCUGGUCUGUUUAAAGAAGGAGAUUUGGACUUUCUUGGCCAACAAGACACUGAUUACAGAAGCAUUGAAUACUGUGAUGUGGAUCACAGGUUGCCAGGAAGCCAUAUUUUUGGCUAUGGCCAGAGCAAGUCAUUUUCUCAGGGCAAAAUGGCCAGAGAUGCCCAACAAGACCUUCAGGAUCAAGAUUAUAGGGCUGGCCCAAGUGAGGAAAAACCUAACAGGCUUAUUCAAUUAAAUGGGGUCCCAGGAAAUACUACAAAAGAAGAGAUUCUUAAUGCCUUUCGAACUUCUGAUGGCAUACCUGUAAAGGAGUUGCAGUUGAAGGAGUAUAACACAGGUUACGACUAUGGCUAUGUCUGCAAGGAAUUUUCACUCUUGGAAGAUGCCAUUGGAUGCAUGGAGGCCAACCAGUUGAUUAAUCCACUCUCGUCUCCCUGGCAGCAGCGACACAAGUUCCUCACUACCUGCCCCAAUGCACUGGAUUCUUGA